CAGCCGCCGGCCCAGCUCCGCGUGGCCUACCUACGCCCUCCUGAUCGGCAGCGCUACGAGGAUAGUCUCUUCCCUUCAGAUAGUCGCUGUGCCCCGCUCCCGGAGUCGCCAAAAAUCUGCUCUAGAGCAUCUCAGAGCAAAUUCCACGGCAAACCCUUGGACGCGUUGCGAGGUCGCCAGCACUACAUUAAUUCUUAAUCGGCUUAUCACGCCAGCGCAAGCUCGCGCAAUGUCGAACAUCGCAGUCAAGAGAAUCCACUGCGACGUCCGGGAGCUGAACCGGAACCCCAGCCGCCAGUACUCGGCGGCGCCGCUCGAGGACAACCUCUUCGAGUGGCACUUCACGCUGCGGGGGCCGCAGGGCAGCGACUUCCAGGGCGGGUUGUAUCACGGCCGCAUCCUGCUGCCGCCGCAGUGGCCCAUGAAGCCGCCGUCGAUCAUGUUUCUCAAUGCCAGCGGCCGCUUCGAGGUCGGCAAAAAAGUCUGUCUGAGCGCGACGAGCUUCCACCCGGAACACUGGCAGCCGGCCUGGGGCAUCCGGACGAUCCUCGAAGCUCUAGUAGCCUUCUUCCCGACGCCGGCCGACGGCGCGCUCGGCGCGCUGCAGUGGCGGCCCGACGAGCGCCGCAAGCUCGCGCUGGAGUCGCAGACGUGGCGGUGCCCCUGCUGCGGGCCCAUCGCGGAGCUCGUCGAGGGCGGCGCCGACGAGCGCGUCCUCGCCGACGGCGAGACGGCGUCCGCGGCCUUCGACGCGCCGGUCCUGCCCUGGGACGAGGGGCGCGCGGCCGCGCCCGCCGCCGCGCCGGCGCCCGCCGCGGCCGCGCCGGCCGCCGCGCCGGCCGCCGACGACGCGGUGCGGGAGGUCGUGCCGCCGACGCCGGACCCCGCGCCCGCCGCGCCCGCCGCGCCGGCCGCCGAGGAAACGAAAAGCGAGCCUGCCGCCGCCGAGGAGGCGAAGGCUCCGGAGCCCGCGGUCGCGCCGGCCGACGAAUCCUUGAAAGUGCACGUCGAACUGAAUGGCGUGCAGGUGUACUUCAAGAUCAAGCGGACGACGCGGAUGCAAAAGGUUUUUAGCGCCUUAGCCACGCGACAGGGCGUGGACGUAACGUCGCUCCGCGUUGCGUUCCGGGGCGCGCGCGUCGGCGGCCUCGACACCGCCGACAUUGUCGGCCUGCGCGACGGCGACCGGCUCGACGCCGAGGUCAUAGAGCCGGAGCCGGAGCCGGCGCCGCCCGUCGCGCCGCCGCCACCAGCGCGCGACGCGGCGCCCGCGACGCCCGUGCCGGCGGACCUCCUGAUCGUGGACAGCCUCAUCGCCGUCGUGAGCGUCGCGCUCGUCGCCGUCGUCGCCCACAAGUAUCUAGCUGCGUAA
Messenger RNA from Pelagomonas calceolata, 1372 nucleotides. Lineage: Eukaryota; Pelagophyceae; Pelagomonadales; Pelagomonadaceae. The record is from the annotation of a GenBank genome assembly.